Closterium sp. NIES-65 is the source of this 2280-nucleotide messenger RNA. NCBI's taxonomy places the organism in Eukaryota, Viridiplantae, Streptophyta, Zygnematophyceae, Desmidiales, Closteriaceae. The record is from the annotation of a GenBank genome assembly.
AUGGCAGGGCGAGGAGCAAGAAUGGGCAGCGGACACGGCACUGCUGCUGCUGCUGCUGCUGCUGAUAGUAGCGGCGGUUCUGCUGCUGUUGCUGGUGGUGGUGGUGGGGGCAGCAGUCUUCCUGGCACCACGCGCCUCUCCUCCUCGGUGCACCCGUCAACACCCGCCCCUGGUAAGUUUCCCGGUAUGCCUGCUGGUGCAGGGCGCAUGGGUGGUGCGUACAGCAGGGGAUGGAGGGGCGGGGAGGGCACUGAUUCUCUCCUGCCUGCCAGCAACGCUCUCCAAACACAUCUGCCUCUCUCCGGCAUUGACUUUCCCCGCUCCCACACCUUUCAUUCUGGCCCCUCCCGCCCCCAGUUCUCUCAAUCCUCAUAUCCCUCUCAGCCUUCUCACCCCUCUCAGCCCUCUCAAUCCUCAUAUCCCUCCCAGCCCUCUCAGUCCUCUCCUCCUGAGCCCUCUCGUCCUCGGAAGUCCCAAUCGGGGCCGCUCUAUCCCAGAGCGUCCAAAAAGAAUCCCUCGGUCAGACAGCAUCCAUUGGCGCCACUGGAUGUAGGCGCCUCUCUGCCUCUCCACCCUCUCUACGAGUCCACACAGCAGCAGCAGCAGCAGAAGCAGUUCCCACCUGAGUCCACCCCUAACAAUCUGUUAAACCCAACCGCUUCUACCAAGCCAUUUGCCCGGACCAGCUCUACCUCAUCCAACCCAAACGGCACAGCCUACCCGGGCGGCUCAACCGUAGCUAACCCCAUCCUCACGCGGCUGCUCCUCCCCAAAAGCCCCUCUGAGGGCGCUUACUCUGGCCGCCCACCCAAGAGCCCCACCCCUCAUGCCGCUUCUUGCUUCUCCCCUUCUGAAGGCGCGAACUCUGGCCGACCCCCCAGGAGCCCUACUCCCCUUGCCGCCUCCUGCCUUUCGCCCUCUGAAGGUGGUGCUCCUUCUUUCUCCCCCUCGGCUGCGUCACCCUCCUUCUCCCCCUUGGGCCCCAAGCGUGUUGGCGGCAGCAGUGGUGGUGGUGGUGGUGGUGGUGGUGGUGGUGGUGGUGGCAGUGGCAACAGUGGUGGUGGAAGGGGGAGAGGAGCAGCAGUGGGAGGAGGAGCGGUAGGAGGAGCGGCAGGAGAAGGGGAUAGCCAGCCCUCUCACCCACCCAUCAACACCCGUCUUUACCCCGCCACCACUGCUGCUGCAGCUGCCACCACCGCUGCCGCCCUCGCUGCCGCUGCAGCCGCUGCCGAAGCUGCCCCCCGGCCCCGGCGGCGGGUCCUAACCUCAGGCUCGGAUGGAGCAGAGGCUUGGAGAGGAUCCUGGGGGGGAGCUGGGGGAGGGGCAGGGGGAGGAGCAGAGGGAGGCGGAGGGGGAGAAGGAGAGGGGGGAAUGGUGCUGGCGGAAGGGGGAAUGGGGCCAGGGAUGGGGAGUGGGAGGGCGGAGAUGGGAGGAAGUGGGAGGGGAGGGGAGGGGGCAUCAGGAGCAGGGUGGGAGCUCGUGGUGGUGGAGGCUGUACCUGGGGAAGGCGCAUAUGUGCAUGCUGACGUGGCAGCACUCAAGAGACACCGGCACUAUGUGGAUCAGCUGCGGCUGGUCGACCCCGCCACUCUCUCACACACAGAGAGGCUCGUCUUCUGGAUCAACGUGUACAAUGCACUCCUGCUCUCGACGUACAUCACCAACGGCUGUCCCGACACUCACCUGCGCCGCAUUGCCCUGCUGCAGACCGCGGCAUACAGCAUUGGGGGCCAUACAGUCACAGCCACCGACAUUGAGUUUGCCAUUCUCAGAGCGCCGGCUGCUAGGCCCUCUCCUCUGGCCAAGGCACUGAACGCCACGCCCUUCCCAGCAGAUGAUCCGAGGCAGCAGUGGGUGGUGGGGGAGACGGAGCCGCUGGUGUCGUUUGCUCUGUCGCCGGGAUCCCUCAGCGCGCCUGUGCUGCGCGCCUACCUGCCGCACUCCCUGCUCUCGCAGCUGGAGCACGCCAGAGACCUCUACCUCGCCAGCUGCAUCGGCAUGACUGCUGACAACCGCGUGUGCCUCCCCCGCCUCUUAAAAUGGCACGCCUCUGACUUUGCAGAUUCAGAUGCUGGUCUCUUGGAGUGGGCUCUCAACCAGCUGCCCUUGCCUGCACGGAUCACCAUGGCACGGAAGCUUGCCAUGCGGAGGAACCCCACGCUAGCUUCCUGUGUCGACGUGGCAUCGUAUGAUUGGACGUUCGGAUACAUCUUUGAUAAGGCGUCGCUCAAUUUUGACCGCAGGCCGUCGUCUGCCAGCACAACGCACUCCCAGUCUUGA